Messenger RNA from Marchantia polymorpha subsp. ruderalis, 1527 nucleotides. The record is from the annotation of a GenBank genome assembly. Lineage: Eukaryota; Viridiplantae; Streptophyta; Marchantiopsida; Marchantiales; Marchantiaceae.
GAGAGAGAGAGGAGGGAGAGAGAUGGCGCCCGUCGGACUACGAGACAAAUCUGAAAUGUGCAUCUACGCCAUCGCCAGCAGCUCCGGAGGCGGGACUCAUUGCGCUAUCUCCGCAAGUGUUGACUGCUGUAGCAAUCGAUGACGAGGGAGUGCGACCAUGAGAUCGAUCGAUUGAGAAUUUUUGCGGAGGGAAGAUCGCUCUUUGGAAUCCUUUUGGUGCCGAAAAAUGGACAUUCGGAGCAAGAAAAGUUGAGAAAUUUCGUCGAUUCGUCCAGGUGGCCGAGUGAAUGAGUUAGUGGGUGGGUGGGUUGCCGGAGAUGCGUACUGACGGUCGUUCAUGGAUCAAGCCGAGCAGGGAGGGAGCCAGUUUGCUUUUUGCACGGGAUCAAGAAUCGUAUAAGGAAUCGAUGGUGAGAGGUGUAGUUGAGAGUAUUCUGUUGUUGUUGUUGUUGUGUCGGAUGGAGAUGAGAGGGUAUCGCAGAGGGCUGUACUGGUGAUUUCGUACGUCCUACGACUUCGCCGUCGUCGUCAGGGAUUAUGACACCGAGCUUCCUCGGCCGAUCCAAGUGUCUCUUUCCUAGCGCCCGCCUUAUUUGACGGACGACACCGCGGAUUUGGCAGGUGUACAUCUCCGAGGCCGUUGUGAUCUUCUCUCGAUGACGGCCUUGAGAUGGUCUGACUCCCUCCCUCCGUCUGCAUCAAGCAGGCCAUGCAAGGGCUCGUCUAUUUCCAGGCAGACAUCGGGCACAACAAACUAAUCAGGUCUUCGCUGCUCGGAGAGUCAUGUCCUGAUGCAGCCAGCACGAACGCCGCCGGCACUCAGUCACAUCGCCUAAAAUUAAGCCUUUUGUCCACUCUCCCUAUUCAAAAUCACAAUAGGACACUCAAUCCUCUCACUUCAAUCUCAUUAGCUCAUUAUCUUUGCUCACACGGCUAUGGAGAUCCAUGUAUGCAUGUCGAAUCCGUCGCAGCUUCAUCCAUGGCCUCUCCUCUCCCAUUUUCUUCUUUUUAUCUUUAAUGCAAUAUCCCUCCUGUCUUAAAUUGCGAAUGGCCAGAGAAAGUAGAGGAGGUCAAAAUUGACCAUGAAACUGAACCCAAGGCGAAUGGAGCGCAUGAAAAUCUGGUGCACACAAAUCUAGAGUAUAUACGGUACUGUUCUGAAUUGCUGGGGGUAUGUACUGUUCUGAAUUGGCUGCGACGUCAUACGUAAGAAACAGUACCGACUCUGACUUUGAUCAUUCGGUACAAUCAUGAGUGAAACAGUUAAGCCGAGGACUGUUUCGAUCCUCUGAAGUGCUCGAAAGGAGAAUAUGUAACCUCCGUUUCUUCUUGCGUGAUAUUUCUACCUCGGCAUGUGAGAGAGCUUUAGCCACUUUGGGUGAAAGGACUCCGUGCGUCAGUAGGCCACAUGCUCCUUUGGUGAGUACUUUUGAUUCCCAGUUUUGAAUGGAUUUGUGAAACCAUGAUGAUGUGGAAAGAGAUGCUUCCAAUUUUCUAUGAAACAUGAAACUACAAUGAUUGCAUACU